Molecule: messenger RNA, 5687 nt
Organism: Ostrinia nubilalis (European corn borer)
Lineage: Eukaryota; Metazoa; Arthropoda; Insecta; Lepidoptera; Crambidae
Exons: 38
Coding region: 108-5687 (1859 amino acids)
Molecular function (GO): monooxygenase activity; oxidoreductase activity, acting on paired donors, with incorporation or reduction of molecular oxygen; heme binding
Source: RefSeq, a predicted model, not a curated record
CUAGAUUAGAUUGAGUAAAUAAAUAUUGUACUACAUUCAUCGACACUACAGUGCCAGUGCGCGGUCUACACAGACGCCAGGCGUUAUCACACAGAAAAUAACAAAAUAUGCUGCUCUACAUAUGGAUAGCAACCAUUUUCGCAGCCCUCUGGCUGUACUUGAGACGAGUACACUCGAGGUUCACCCGGUAUGGCGUGAAGGAGAUAACACCUGUCCCAUUUUUCGGCAACCAGCUACCAGGACUUAGGCAAAAGGAGCACCUAAUAGAACAUUUGGACCGGAUCUACAAGUCCUUCCCGGAGGAGAAGUUUGUGGGAAGGUGGGAAUUUACGAAUCCAACGGUAAUGCCACGAGACAUCGAGCUGAUAAAGAAGAUAACAAUCAAAGAUUUCGAGUACUUUAUUGACCACAGAUCGGUGGUUGACGAACAUAACGAUCCAUUCUUUGGUAGAAACUUGUUUGCUUUAAAAGGUGAAGAAUGGAAAGACAUGCGCUCGACCCUCAGCCCAGCGUUCACCAGCUCCAAGAUCAGGUUGAUGGUGCCCUUCAUGUUGGAACUCGUCAACCAGAUGAUAGAUACUUUGAAAGCGCAACUUAAAGAAUCAAACGAAAACUACAUCGACGUUGAUGUGAAAGACCUCACCACUCGUUACGCCAAUGACGUCAUCGCUUCGUGUGCUUUUGGGCUUAGAGUUAACUCUCACGCUGAACCCAACAACGAGUUUUAUAGUGUGGGAAAAAAAGCCCUAAACUUUGGCUAUAAAGCAAUAUUGAAAUUUCUAGGAUUUUUCCUUAUUCCCGGCGUUAUGAAACAUCUAAAGUUGAAAGUCUUUGAUGAAUCCAUCACGAACUUCUUCAAAAACAUGGUGACCGAUACAAUGCACGAAAGGGAGGUGCAUAACAUCUUCAGGCCAGACAUGAUACAUUUACUGAUGGAAGCAAAAAAAGGAAGACUGGUUCACGAAGACAAAAGCAAUGACGCUGAUGCAGGAUUUGCAACUGUUGAGGAGUCUUUUGUUGGAAAGAAGAAAGUCAAUAGAGAAUGGUCCGACAGCGACCUGAUCGCCCAAGCUGUGCUAUUCUUCAUCGCUGGAUUCGAGACAGCUUCCACUGCGAUGUCGUUUGCACUCCACGAGCUGGCCCUCAACCCAGAUGUCCAGGACAAGCUGCUGGCUGAAAUCAAAGAGAAUGAAGCUAAAAACGGUGGCAGAUUCGACUACAAGACCAUUCAGAAUAUGGUUUACAUGGACAUGUUCGUUUCAGAGGUCUUAAGAAUGUGGCCAGCUGCGAUACAGUUGGAAAGAGUGUGCCAUAAAGACUACAACUUGGGAAGACCAAGCAAAGAGGCUACGCAAGAUUUCAUCGUUCGCGCUGGUGAAGUGAUCGUCAUCCCGGUUUACUCAAUUCACCGAGACCCAAAGUAUUUCCCUGAUCCGGAGAAGUUUGACCCGGAAAGGUUUUCUGAAGAGAACAAACAUAAAAUCCAACCGUUCACAUACUUGCCCUUUGGGGCGGGUCCAAGAAAUUGCAUUGGGUCGCGGUUCGCCCUGUGCGAAGUGAAGGUGAUGCUGUACCAGCUGCUGCUGCAAAUGGAGGUGUCUCCGUGCGCGCAGACCUGUGUGCCCUCCCGCAUAGCGAGGGACAAGUUCACCUUCACCCUGCAAGGGGGCUUCUGGGUCCGGCUGAAGAUGAGAGAUUUGACUGAAAUAAAUGUUAUAUUAUUUACUGCGUUCAUCGACCACUACAGUGCUAAUGUUCUGAGAAUACAGACGCUAGACGCUAUCAAACAGAAAAUAAGAGUGUCACGGUCACUGCGGCGCGGACUCGACCACACGCGAAGCCACAUAGAGAAUAUGUUGCUCUACAUUUGGAUAGCAACCAUUUUCGCAGCCCUCUGGCUGUACUUCAGACGGCUACAUUCGAGGUUCUCCCGGUAUGGCGUGAAGGAUAUACCACCUAUCCCACUUUUGGGAAACCAGUUACCACUCUUCCGACAAAAGGAGCAUUUAGUGGAACAAUUGGAUCGGAUCUACAAGGCCUUCCCUGAGGAAAAAUUUGUGGGAAGGUGGGAACUGAUGAACCCAACAUUGAUACCACGAGACAUAGAGCUGAUAAAGAAGAUAACCAUAAAGGAUUUCGAGUACUUCAUCGACCACAGAUCUAUGGUUGACGAAAAUAACGAUCCUUUCUUUGGGAGAAACCUGUUUACUUUAAAAGGUCAAGAAUGGAAAGAUAUGCGCUCGACCCUCAGCCCAGCGUUCACCAGCUCCAAGAUCAGGUUGAUGGUGCCCUUCAUGUUGGAACUUGCCAACCAAAUGGUUGAAUUUUUGAAAACAAAACUUAAGGAAUCAGGCGAAAACUACAUCGACAUUGAUGUGAAAGACCUUACCAGUCGUUACGCCAAUGACGUCAUAGCUUCAUGUGCUUUUGGGCUUAGAGUUAAUUCUCACACUGACGUUAACAACGAGUUUUAUCAUGUAGGAAAGAAUGCUCUCAACUUCGGCUGUAAGCAAAUGCUAAAAUUCCUGGGUUAUUUUCUUAUUCCCACUAUUAUGAAGACUCUAAAUGUAAAGAUCUUUAGUGACACUACCAUAAACUUCUUUAAAAACAUGGUCACUAGCACAAUGCAAGAAAGGGAGGUGCAUAACAUCAUCAGGCCAGACAUGAUACAUCUGCUGAUGGAAGCCAAAAAAGGAAGACUGGAUCACGAAGACAAAAACAAUGAUGCUGAUGCAGGAUUUGCAACUGUUGAGGAGUCUUCUGUUGGGAAGAAGAAAGUCAAUAGAGAAUGGUCAGACAACGACCUGAUCGCCCAAGCCGUGCUGUUUUUCAUCGCUGGAUUUGAAACCGUUUCCACGGCGAUUUCGUUUGCAUUCCACGAGCUGGCCAUCAACCCAGAUGUUCAAGACAAACUGCUGGCGGAAAUCAAAGACAAUGAAGUUAACAACGGCGGAAAAUUCGACUAUAAGACCAUACAGAAUAUGGUUUACAUGGACAUGUUUGUUUCAGUGUUUGCUUCGCGCUCGACUUGGCGGGGGCACUGCCGUGCCCCCAGACUAAAGUUGAAAGUCUUUGAUGAAUCCAUCACGAACUUCUUCAAAAACAUGGUGACCGAUACAAUGCACGAAAGGGAGGUGCAUAACAUCUUCAGGCCAGACAUGAUACAUUUACUGAUGGAAGCAAAAAAAGGAAGACUGGUUCACGAAGACAAAAGCAAUGACGCUGAUGCAGGAUUUGCAACUGUUGAGGAGUCUUUUGUUGGAAAGAAGAAAGUCAAUAGAGAAUGGUCCGACAGCGACCUGAUCGCCCAAGCUGUGCUAUUCUUCAUCGCUGGAUUCGAGACAGCUUCCACUGCGAUGUCGUUUGCACUCCACGAGCUGGCCCUCAACCCAGAUGUCCAGGACAAGCUGCUGGCUGAAAUCAAAGAGAAUGAAGCUAAAAACGGUGGCAGAUUCGACUACAAGACCAUUCAGAAUAUGGUUUACAUGGACAUGUUCGUUUCAGAGGUCUUAAGAAUGUGGCCAGCUGCGAUACAGUUGGAAAGAGUGUGCCAUAAAGACUACAACUUGGGAAGACCAAGCAAAGAGGCUACGCAAGAUUUCAUCGUUCGCGCUGGUGAAGUGAUCGUCAUCCCGGUUUACUCAAUUCACCGAGACCCAAAGUAUUUCCCUGAUCCGGAGAAGUUUGACCCGGAAAGGUUUUCUGAAGAGAACAAACAUAAAAUCCAACCGUUCACAUACUUGCCCUUUGGGGCGGGUCCAAGAAAUUGCAUUGGGUCGCGGUUCGCCCUGUGCGAAGUGAAGGUGAUGCUGUACCAGCUGCUGCUGCAAAUGGAGGUGUCUCCGUGCGCGCAGACCUGUGUGCCCUCCCGCAUAGCGAGGGACAAGUUCACCUUCACCCUGCAAGGGGGCUUCUGGGUCCGGCUGAAGAUGAGAGAUUUGACUGAAAUAAAUGUUAUAUUAUUUACUGCGUUCAUCGACCACUACAGUGCUAAUGUUCUGAGAAUACAGACGCUAGACGCUAUCAAACAGAAAAUAAGAGUGUCACGGUCACUGCGGCGCGGACUCGACCACACGCGAAGCCACAUAGAGAAUAUGUUGCUCUACAUUUGGAUAGCAACCAUUUUCGCAGCCCUCUGGCUGUACUUCAGACGGCUACAUUCGAGGUUCUCCCGGUAUGGCGUGAAGGAUAUACCACCUAUCCCACUUUUGGGAAACCAGUUACCACUCUUCCGACAAAAGGAGCAUUUAGUGGAACAAUUGGAUCGGAUCUACAAGGCCUUCCCUGAGGAAAAAUUUGUGGGAAGGUGGGAACUGAUGAACCCAACAUUGAUACCACGAGACAUAGAGCUGAUAAAGAAGAUAACCAUAAAGGAUUUCGAGUACUUCAUCGACCACAGAUCUAUGGUUGACGAAAAUAACGAUCCUUUCUUUGGGAGAAACCUGUUUACUUUAAAAGGUCAAGAAUGGAAAGAUAUGCGCUCGACCCUCAGCCCAGCGUUCACCAGCUCCAAGAUCAGGUUGAUGGUGCCCUUCAUGUUGGAACUUGCCAACCAAAUGGUUGAAUUUUUGAAAACAAAACUUAAGGAAUCAGGCGAAAACUACAUCGACAUUGAUGUGAAAGACCUUACCAGUCGUUACGCCAAUGACGUCAUAGCUUCAUGUGCUUUUGGGCUUAGAGUUAAUUCUCACACUGACGUUAACAACGAGUUUUAUCAUGUAGGAAAGAAUGCUCUCAACUUCGGCUGUAAGCAAAUGCUAAAAUUCCUGGGUUAUUUUCUUAUUCCCACUAUUAUGAAGACUCUAAAUGUAAAGAUCUUUAGUGACACUACCAUAAACUUCUUUAAAAACAUGGUCACUAGCACAAUGCAAGAAAGGGAGGUGCAUAACAUCAUCAGGCCAGACAUGAUACAUCUGCUGAUGGAAGCCAAAAAAGGAAGACUGGAUCACGAAGACAAAAACAAUGAUGCUGAUGCAGGAUUUGCAACUGUUGAGGAGUCUUCUGUUGGGAAGAAGAAAGUCAAUAGAGAAUGGUCAGACAACGACCUGAUCGCCCAAGCCGUGCUGUUUUUCAUCGCUGGAUUUGAAACCGUUUCCACGGCGAUUUCGUUUGCAUUCCACGAGCUGGCCAUCAACCCAGAUGUUCAAGACAAACUGCUGGCGGAAAUCAAAGACAAUGAAGUUAACAACGGCGGAAAAUUCGACUAUAAGACCAUACAGAAUAUGGUUUACAUGGACAUGUUUGUUUCAGAAGUCCUAAGACUAUGGCCAGCUGCGAUGCAGUUAGACAGAGUGUGCCUAAAAGACUACAACUUGGGAAAACCAAACAACGGGGCUACACAGGAUUACAUUAUUCGUGCUGGUGAAGGAAUUAUCAUCCCGACUUACUCAAUCCACCGAGACCCAAAGUAUUUUCCUAAUCCUGAAAAAUUUGAUCCCGAAAGAUUUUCUGAAGAAAACAAGCAUAAAAUACACCCUUUUGCCUACAUGCCCUUUGGAUCUGGCCCAAGGAAUUGCAUAGGGUCACGGUUCGCCCUGUGCGAAGUGAAGGUGGUGCUGUACCAGCUGCUGCUGCAAAUGGAGGUGUCUCCGUGCGCGAAGACCUGCGUACCUUCCCGCGUGGCCAGAGACGCCUUCAACUUCAGCCUGCACGGCGGCCAUUGGGUUCGGCUGAAGAUGAGGACUUAG